Aspergillus eucalypticola CBS 122712 is the source of this 1161-nucleotide messenger RNA. RefSeq lists its product as uncharacterized. The record is from RefSeq and is a predicted model, not a curated record. Gene Ontology annotation, molecular function: fumarylacetoacetase activity. Lineage: Eukaryota; Fungi; Ascomycota; Eurotiomycetes; Eurotiales; Aspergillaceae. The transcript is spliced from 6 exons. The coding region runs from base 1 to 1161 and encodes 386 amino acids. Gene Ontology annotation, biological process: homogentisate catabolic process; L-tyrosine catabolic process; L-phenylalanine catabolic process.
AUGUCGCAUUCCUCCUCGACCCCAUUUACUGUUGACAACAUCCCGUUUGGGGUGAUUUCAACCAACGAUAACCCCAACCCAAGAUGUGCCACAGCGCUAGGUCAUGACGCAAUUGACCUCAGCGCUCUGGAGAGCGAUGGCUUCUUUGAUGCCAUUCCUGAAUUCUGCGACAAAUCCAUCUUCUCGAAGCCUUAUCUGAACGAUUUUGCGGGUUUUUUCAUUGAAAGCCGUCGGCAAGCUCGGCAUCUUCUGCGUGGCAGCCUGCUUCAACUGCGAGAAGAUGAAACGCAGGCGCAUCGAUAUUUCAUCGCGCUAUCUCGUGUUAAGGGUUACUAUCCUAUGCAGACGAACAACUUUUCGGAUUUCUACUGUUCGCAAGAGCAUGCUCAAAAUUUACAUUCAUCUCCUAAGCUUCAUCACUGCAAGGACGAAAGUCUGAACGUUGAAACUACAUUGACCCGCCCCCAUGGUGUUUUUAAAGAUGAUGUCGGGGAGUACACUUUCACUCCGACCAAAAAAUCGGACAUGGAACUAGAAAUGGGAGUAUUCAUUUCCAAGCCUUUGAUACCUGGGCAGGUUUUGGAUAUCAAGAAUGUCGCAGACCACAUAUUUGGCUUUGUCAUUCUCACAGGGUUCGGGACUUCGAUUUCCCCAUGGAUCGUGACUAUGGAUGCCCUUGCCGCGGUUAAGAGUGCGGUUAUGAUUAAGCAGGACCCUGGUCCGUUACCUCAUUUGACAUGGAAAGGAAAUGAUGGAGAUGCGACACUCGAUAUUCACCUCCCUGCCCAUUCUUUGAGAAACGAGAAGUUGUAUGACUUUACCGAGACCAACCUCAAUGAGCUCUAUUGGACUCCAUUUCAACAACUCACUCAUCUUGACAGUGCAGGUGAGGGUCUAACGACUGGAGACAUCUUUGGAACGGGAACCAUCUCCAGUGCUCGUGUAAAUGCAGAUGGAGAAAAGGUAGGUCUAGCAUGUCUGGUAGAGCGCUCGCUCCCUCACACCUCCCUCUCGUGUCUGAAGGAAGACGGCAUUUUGUGGUUCGAAGAUGGCGAUGAGGUGAUCAUGGAAGGAUUCUGCACCAACAAGGCGACCGGAUGCUAUUUUGGAUUUGGGCAAUGCCGAACAACGAAUACCCCGGCCGUAAAGCUAGAUCUGUAA